Spodoptera exigua (beet armyworm) is the source of this 1648-nucleotide messenger RNA. The record is from the annotation of a GenBank genome assembly. Lineage: Eukaryota; Metazoa; Arthropoda; Insecta; Lepidoptera; Noctuidae.
GUUGAUCUGUUGUCAACGUCAAGUCAACUCGAAGUUAAAUUGAAAUUGACGCUAACAAACAAAAGGAGUAUUUUUGCGUGUUUUUUAUAUUUUGAAAACUGAGUCUGAGUUUAGUUUUGUAAACAUAACUGUCACUAGCAUCAUGCUCGGUUUUUCUAAUGCUGGAAUUCCUGAUAAAUCAUGGCAGCCGCCCGUUGCUGUAUUAGAAACAACAAUGGGUCAAAUAGUUGUGGAGAUGUAUUGGAAACACGCACCGAUAACAUGUCGAAAUUUUAUGGAGUUAGUUCGUCGCGGUUACUACAAUAAUACAAAAUUCCACAGAGUCAUAAGGGAUUUCAUGAUACAAGGCGGUGAUCCUACUGGCACCGGGAAGGGAGGCCAAUCUAUAUACGGACCGACGUUUGAUGAUGAAAUAGCAUCAGACUUAAAGCACACAGGAGCUGGAGUGUUGUCCAUGGCAAAUGCUGGGCCUGACUCCAAUGGAUCUCAAUUCUUUAUCACAUUAGCUCCAACGCAGUGGCUUGAUGGAAAGCAUGCAAUCUUUGGCAGAGUGCAGUCUGGGAUGGCUGUAGUGAAGAGAAUAGGAUUAGUUGAGUGUGAUAAAAAUGAUUGCCCAGUUGAUGAUGUCAAAAUAGAUAAGGCAUACAUCCCUAAAUAAGAGGAAAUCCUUUCAAAGUUUGGACUGCAGUAUUUAGUGCUAGACUAAGUUAAUUUUGUGCUUCUGCUUCAAUGUGUGAGACUAAAAAAAUACUAUUCAAAACUACCUGCAAAAAGUAUUUGUUUACAAUAAAAUGUAACAUUUUUAAGCAAUUGUAAUAAAAUUAAUCUUUUUACAAAUGAAAUGUUAAAUACAAUAUAAAGUAAUAGUUAUAAAUAUUGGACAACCUUGCCAGCUAAGACAAUAACUUGAAUUUAAAUGAAUGUUUGAUUAAAAAUCCAUAUUUUUAACUAGUUAAAUCAUAGCAUGUGAAUGAUUGUUUGUAUCAGAUCAUUGCCUAGUUCAGAGUGUGAUUAAAUAGGGAAUUUUAUGAGUAAGUGAACACUAUGAUAUACAGUUUUUUUCUUAUCGCAACAUGAUUCAUGUUGUGUUAGCUGCAUGCUGUUUUUAAAUUAAUUUUGAGGCCUGUUGCAUCACUGUUCAAAUGUAUAUAAACAUAAUAAACUUGUAUGUAACACAUAGUUGAUACAAAUACAUUCUUUAUUUAAAAUCUGUUACAUUGUGAAUCAGGGUCUAACUGAAAUAAAUAUUAUAUUUUAGACUCCAUGCGUCUAGUAUUUUGUUCAUAAUCUUUAUUUCAUUGUAUUUUCAAAUGAAUGCUUUUACCGCUAAAAUACCGUAAGGGUAUUUUCUCAAUAAAAAGUAAAAUAGAUUAGUUCUUGAGAGGCAAUAGAUGCUGAGAAUUUCACUUAGAAUUUCUUAAUACAGUUCAUUUUGUGUAUUGGUAGGUCUAUAAUAAAUUAACAAAAAGUCAAAUUUACACUCUGUUAUGUCAUUAAAUAGGUACCUUUAAAGAGCAUAUAAACACUGGAAUACCUAUGCACCCUUGGGCUGACUCUAGCACUAAAAUUUGAAUUUCAAAAUUGUGAGACCCUAUAUAAGCUCACCUCGACUUCAUUAAAUGGAGUGGACAUACUCUUUAAAUGUACU